AUGUUUCGAUACUAGACAUUAUCGAUAGAACUUACCGUCGAUGGCUUCGCAGCUCUAAAAGAAAGAAAGAAAGGAGAAAGGAAAUUGUACUAAUAUAAUAAUAAUAAUAAUAGUGGUAACCACGGGACUAACUUGUGGGACAUAGGACUUUUGUCUGCCCAUACACCCUAACACACACACACUUUUAGUAUUUUGCACGGGCAAAACACUCGUAUAAAUGCAAUGCCAACAUGUCAUUGUAUGUGUGGUGACCGCUGAUAUAGAAUAAUAAACCAAAUCAGAGCAGAGAAAACUAAAGCCAUAAGCUAUAUCGGAUCGGAUAUCAGGCAAUUCCAGUGACCAGUCUCCGUUAUCCAUACCAAAUGGGUAACUUUGUGAGCAGGCAGAAUGCGGCGGUCGAGGAGGCAGACCCAAGUACGAACAAUGCCUACAAAUACCCACCGAGGAUGGGCAACUUCUUUGGAACCCACUUCAUUAUGGGUGGCGAGCGUUUCGACACGCCCCAACCGGAAUCGUACUUGUUUGGCGAGAACGCGGAUCUCAAUUUCCUGGGUAAUCGGCCCACGGCCUUCCCGUAUCCCCCACCACAGGCCAAUGAACCGACGAAGACCCUGAAGAGUCUGGUCAACAUUCGCAAGGAAUCGGUGCGUUUCGUCAAGACCCUGAAUGACAAGAAGAUGGGCGGUGUACUUGACAAGCCCAAGAUGAAGGACAUUGACCGGGAUCUGGAUCUGGAGAAGGAGAAGUCUAAUGUAACCAUCGAGGAUGUGGACGGCAAUGUGCUCUGCUCAAUGGGAUUGGGUGGCGGAGAUGCCGACAUGUCGCCGCCACCUCCACCUUGCUCAUACAACAUCGAGUUUACCUUCGAUUCGGACGCCAAGUGCGCCAUUACUAUCUACUACUUCUGCUCGGAGGAUGUUAGUCCCAGUGGCGUGACGCUGGUGCCGCGCGAGGGCCUUACUUCGGAGACAUACCACUACGAGAAAGGAAUUAACCAGUGUUUUUCGCAGCCGGGUCACGUCUUUAACCCACAGCAGAUGCCCGAGGAUGAACUGGGCUAUAGCCCCGGUCGGGAACAGUACCCUGUUGCUAUUCAUUGUGUGGUUGAGGAAGGCAGCGACGAGUGCCGCCAGUCGCACACUACCAUCUGUGUGAUCGACCAUCAUCCGGAGAAUGGCAGCUAUGUUCUUCGUGCCCUCAAGCAGAAGAUCUUCGUGGAUGGCCUGUGCUACCUUCUGCAGGAGAUUUACGGUAUCGAGAACAAGGCGGUAAAUAAGACAUCCCUGGACGAGGAGAUCGACGAUCAUGGGAGCGAAUGUGUUAUCUGCAUGAGUGAGACCAGAGACACUUUGAUUCUGCCUUGCCGCCACCUCUGUUUGUGUAAUUCAUGUGCGGAUUCGCUGCGCUACCAGGCCAACAACUGCCCCAUCUGCAGGGCACCGUUUCGGGCGUUGCUUCAGAUUCGAGCUGUCCAGAAGGGAAUCAGCACGCAUGUGCUGCACCAGAACACACCCACAUCUGCGGCCGGUGAGCCGGCACAAGUGGAUGUGCCACCGGGCUAUAUUCCAGUCUCACUAAUCGAGGCGCUCAACGGGCCUCCGCAGUAUGUGGCCAGGACUAGAACCAGCGAACACGACAUCACAGACUCUGCCGCCACUGUGGCCGCAUCAACAAUGACCAGUGCCGAUAUUAAGGCCACAUCGCCCAUUAAGUCCAGCAGUCAGCGUCGGCCGAAGAUCAAGAAGAACGCUUCGACAUGCACGUCAACCAGUGAGGUAGGCACCAUUACUAACCAAUCUGGCGGCGGUAAUGGGUCCUCCACACACUCUGUCGAGAUCGAAACCGAUCCGAAGAAGUCCAGCACGGCCACAUGUACGUCGCCCACUUUGGGGGCAUCCACUUCGCCAGAACCGAAACAGGACAAAUUGCAGAUCGUCAAUGAACGGAAGUAUCCCAGACCUACAGCUGGAUCUGGCGGUGAUGGCUCUGCGGGCACCGAUGACGAUGUGGACAGUGAAAACGAAAAGCUAUCGCCGCUUCUAUCACCAGGCAGCAAGAGCAAGAACGUAUCUAGCAAAUCUCUGAAGCAGGUGGUAGCUUGCCUGGAGGCGGAUGAUGUUGAUAAGAGUGGCGGUGGCGAUGGACCAUCAGAUGAUUCCAGCCUCAAGAAGGGUUCCUCCCUAAAGCGCACCAAACCAAGGCCCGAACUAAGCGGAGGCGGGGGAUCUUCACCCUCUGAGGCAACGGCAGAGGAUUCUGAUUACUACACACCGGAGGAUACUCAGAACUCGAUAUUAAGCCCACUGUGCCCCACGGAACGAGCCAAAAGCGGUGAUCCCCUGGGAGCCGGAAGCUGUGGAAAUGGAGGCUUAGGCGUUGGCAGGAGUGCAGGAUCAGUAGGCGGACCAACUGGAGUAGGGCCAGUAGUCGUGGGCUUCAGUAGUGCGGUAAAGAAAAACCUACACAAAAAGUCCACAUCAGUGGGCAAUAUGGUGGGCUCCGGUUCGGUGGCUACGGUCGUGGACUUAAAGUCCAACAAUGUGAGCUCCCUUCCAGAUAUGCUGGACAGCCCAAUUAGCGGGAACUCGGCCUCGACGCGAAGUUCCAGUGAUAGCUACUCCUCCAGCUCAUCCACUAAGCAGCUGCUCAGCUCCAAUCCAACCACUACGGCGGCCAACAUCAUUGUUGAUGACAAGACAGCUCUGCAGAAUGCCGUCAAUGUUUAGAGCCGGUCUCAGUUUAAAUUCGCGGAAUUUUUACGUUUCGUUUUAGCCUUGCGUUUACUCUAUUUAUUCGUAGUCACCUAGAUUUAGUUAAAUCAAUGCUGCUUCCCCGCCCGCAGGAACAAAUAAUAUGAGGAGAAUGAGAAUGAGAAUGAGAAUGAUAAGGAGGGAAUGGUCAGGAGCAGAAGGAGGAAGGCCACCAGGACACAACACUUAACCAGUAUACAGUAUACAGACACCACAGACACGGAAAGACACACGUCCCGCAUGCAUGUGUACGUAGUUUAAUCUAGCAUAAUGGCUUGGGUAUAUAACAAAUAAACUAAAUCAAAUAAACAAUGGCGCCUAGGGCGCUGCAUUCCACAAUA
Molecule: messenger RNA, 3091 nt
Organism: Drosophila eugracilis
Lineage: Eukaryota; Metazoa; Arthropoda; Insecta; Diptera; Drosophilidae
Gene: Mrgn1
Product: E3 ubiquitin-protein ligase MGRN1
Exons: 3
Coding region: 363-2726 (787 amino acids)
Biological process (GO): protein ubiquitination
Cellular component (GO): cytoplasm
Molecular function (GO): ubiquitin protein ligase activity
Source: RefSeq, a predicted model, not a curated record